UCGAUCCAGCUCGACUGUCUGGAAAGUUCUCUGUUGCCUGUCAGGCUGCACAGCGUGAACUGGAAGCCGUUUCUCUUAACAACAGAUAUAACUGGGAUAUUGGUCAGCUUUUUAUCAACUCUGUCUGUCUAUUUCGUCUCCAAAUUCCAACAGCAAGAAAGGGGAGAGUUGAACAGACAGCGGGGGAGCUAAACGACGUCUUGCUGCGACUUGUGUUGACGUUAGUUGUUGCUUGCUGCAUUUGGCGUGGUUGGUAGCAAGUGUCAGUUAGUGCUGCGUUGUAGGGAUAGGGGGGAAUCUGACCUAAAACAACGAUGACUGCGGAGGAACAGACCGGCGAAGGGCAACACAUCAUCCCCACCGAGGGAGAAGACAUCACAUCAAAGAAAGAUGGAGGUGUUUUAAAGCUGGUGAAAAGGGAAGGUACAGGCGCAGAGCUCCCUAUGACUGGUGAUAAGGUGUUUGUCCAUUAUGUGGGUACUCUCUUGGAUGGGACACAUUUUGACUCAAGCAGGGACAGAGGGGAUACAUUUUCCUUUGAGCUGGGCAAAGGACAAGUAAUUAAGGCAUGGGACAUCGGAAUAGCUACAAUGAGAAUGGGAGAGCUGUGUCAGCUCAUCUGCAAGCCCGAGUAUGCUUAUGGAUCUGCAGGCAGCCCACCCAAGAUACCUCCCAACGCCACUCUUGUUUUUGAGGUGGAACUGUUUGAAUUUCGAGGGGAAGACAUAACGGAUGAUGAAGACGGAGGAAUCAUCCGGCGUAUCAUCACUAAAGGAGAGGGAUAUUCCAAGCCCAAUGAAGGAGCUGUUGUGGAAGUCUAUGUGCAGGGUACCUGUGGUGGACGUGUGUUUGACGAGAGAGAACUGAAGUUUGAGAUUGGGGAUGGAGAGAGUUUUGGCUUGCCCAGUGGUGUGGAGAAAGCCAUCAUGGCUAUGGAACAGGGAGAAGAGGCAUUCUUCACCAUGAAGCCUAAAUACGGCUUUGGGAAUGCUGGAAAUGAAAAGUAUGAUAUUCCCAGUGGAGCAACAUUGCAGUAUAAGAUUACGCUGACAGCCUUUGAGAAGGCUAAGGAGUCAUGGGAAAUGAACACAGCAGAAAAGCUGGAGCAAAGCGGUUUUGUCAAAGAGAAGGGAACACAGUGUUUUAAGGAGGGAAAAUACAAGCAGGCAUCUGUGCAGUACAAAAAGAUUGUUUCAUGGCUGGAGCACGAGUCCAGCUUGUCGGAUGAGGAUGAAAAGAAGGCAGUAGCCCUGCGACUGGCUGCACAUCUGAACCUGGCCAUGUGCUUCCUUAAAAUGCAUGAGCCAAGUAAAGCCUCGGAAAACUGCGACAAGGCACUGGAAAUGGACUCUACAAGCGAGAAGGCUUUGUUCCGUCGAGGAGAGGCGCUGUUCGAGAUAAAUGAAUUUGACAAGGCAAGAGAUGAUUUCCAGCGAGUUGUUCAGCUGUAUCCUUCCAACAAAGCUGCAAAGACUCAGGUGGUCCUGUGUCAGAAACGCAUUAAGGAGCAGCAUGAAAAGGACAAACGCAUCUAUGCCAACAUGUUCCAGAAAUUUGCAGAAAGGGAUUCAAAGAAAGAAGCAGAGAAGGUGAAACCUGAGGGCAAGGAGAACUGCCAGGACGCAAUGGAGGUUGAAAAGGAAACUCAGAGUGAAGCAAAAGCAUAGAUGAAGAUGCAACUAUUAUGGUUCAAUUGUACUUAAGACUUUUGUAACCGGCCAUUAGUGUUUAAGGUGUGAUUGUAUGUAUAUGUAUGUGAAUGAGAAUGAGUGUCACUGAGGGCGCCGACCUCGGGCGUGUCUUUGGCAUUUCGCUGUGUCCAUGCUCUUUGGUGUGGCAGCUAGCUGAGUGGGGCUUCCUCGGCUGACGGCACUGUGGGAAAUGGAUUUAUUUGGUGAAUUGUGUGCCAUGACCCCUGGUUUUGAACACUUUCAGCACACAACUCUGAAUUGUGCAUGUGAUUUUUGAAGAAACGUGGGUAGGGAAAAAAGUGCAUCCCAGUUAUUGAGUGCAGAGUUUUACAACCCAUCAAGGGCUCCGCCAUUUAUCCUGCACCAUUUCUAGUCCUGUAUUCUCAACUGUCCAUCCCAGCGUCCUCAUGGGCCUACUGAUCAAUUGUUGGAGCAAGGAUGACUGCACAGAACUGGUGUGGUUUGAAUGUUGCUGGCCUGUGUCCUUAAGUAUGUACGUAGCAGCACUGUGGAUUGGCAGCGUGAUGAAACGUUAGUCUGGAAUAGUUCCCCCACUUUGAUCUUCUCUCAGCAUAUUAUGGGGUUCCCUUAAAAUCCCUUGGGUACAGGACUGUUCACUUUUCCUUUAGAAAUAUUGAGUUUGUACUUUAGUUUUUUUCUAGUGUUGUGCUUGUGAUUACUGUAUUGUUUUCAACAAAAAUUUAUAAAGUAGAACUGAUUAAGCAACUGGAAUCUGUGCAUAAGCCCUUUGCAUUCUAGUCAGUGCCUACAGGGACAAAAGCUUGAGUAAUGUAAGAUAAGCUUUUUUUUUUUUAGUUUAUCUUUGUUGGGAAGUCACUGCGUGGUGUGUCCUGACAGAUUUACAAUAAACGGUUCACUACAAA
Messenger RNA from Girardinichthys multiradiatus, 2575 nucleotides. It is a transcript of the gene fkbp4, whose product is annotated as FKBP prolyl isomerase 4. Lineage: Eukaryota; Metazoa; Chordata; Actinopteri; Cyprinodontiformes; Goodeidae. Bases 315 to 1667 code for a protein of 450 amino acids. Gene Ontology annotation, molecular function: protein binding; peptidyl-prolyl cis-trans isomerase activity. The record is from RefSeq and is a predicted model, not a curated record. The transcript has 11 exons.